Messenger RNA from Botrytis fragariae, 1938 nucleotides. Its product is annotated as putative fad binding domain-containing protein. Gene Ontology annotation, molecular function: FMN binding; flavin adenine dinucleotide binding; [methionine synthase] reductase (NADPH) activity. Gene Ontology annotation, cellular component: cytosol. Bases 1 to 1938 code for a protein of 645 amino acids. Gene Ontology annotation, biological process: homocysteine metabolic process. NCBI's taxonomy places the organism in Eukaryota, Fungi, Ascomycota, Leotiomycetes, Helotiales, Sclerotiniaceae. The record is from RefSeq and is a predicted model, not a curated record. The transcript has a single exon.
AUGUCGCGUCCUCAAGUUGUCAGAAUGGCUACUACAUCUCAUUGUAUACCACAAGAGCCACAGCCUGAAUCACCCCGCUCCCAGGUUUCUCAGGUUCCGGCUCUCACCUACUCAUCCUCUUCUUCUUCCGACCUCGAACCCGAAGAAAUUGAACCACGCCGUCGUCGGGCUUCGACUGUACUUAUCUCACAAAAUGCUACCGAUAUGCGAAGAAUUAUCGGAAAUGCGGGCACAAAAUUGGUGGAAAAAUGCUGUGGUGGAGGUUGCUGUAUGGCCAUUACCAAGACUGAUGGCCUUACAUACGAAAGACCAAGAUUACCAGACAACGAUGCUUACAGGAGUUUGGCAUUGAAGAUCGAAACCAUUCCUACACGAUUGACAAGUCUGCCAGAUUUGCCAAAGAAAAACAUGGAGAUUCUCCCUUUGGACAAGGAGAAGGCCUUGGAUAUUGUCAAGGGCAUGGAAUCUUUGGAUAUUCAUGAGAACCGAGGAGCGAUUACCGUCGAGCCUCCUAUGGACGUCGCAGAUGCGGCAGACAUUCAAAAGGCUAUCUCCCACAAGGAUUCGGGAAUUAGUAUGGAAAAUGAUUCAAUUGACUUCACACCACAUCAUGCCAAGUUAGACGUCGACACCAAAGUUCAACCACCUUCAUUCGUUCAGCCACACCCACCUUACGAAGUCUAUUCGGCGAGAAUUUUCAAUGCCAGAGAAUUGACCAAGCCUGGUGCUGAAAAGAGAACAUAUCAUUUCGAUUUGGAUGUUACCGAUUAUCCUGAAGAAGGUGGCGUUGAUUUCAAGGUUGGUGGUGCAAUUGGUGUUAUGGCACCAAAUGAAGAAUCGAUGGUGGAAGAAAUGAUGGAUUUGUUAUCUAUUCCAAGACAUCUUCGUGACCGAAAGAUUCUACUGAAGACCCAUUCAGGAAGAUGGCCUACGAUUUGGGGAGACGAUAAGCCAAGAGAAUUAAUCACAACCAGACGCGAUUUAUUGACUUGGUGUUCUGAUAUUCAAUCAUAUCCUCCAAACAAGAAGAUUUUACGAAUCCUUGCCGAGUAUGCUACCGACCCAGAAGAGAAGAAGAUUUUGUUAUAUUUGUGUUCUGGAGAAGGACAAGGUGCAUUCUGCGAUUUCAGAACUGGUCCACACAUCACCAUCCCUCAACUUCUUCACGCGUUCCCUUCCAGUAAACCACCUCUCGAUCAUCUUCUCUCAGAACUCGAAACAUUAAGACCUCGAUUCUAUUCAAUGUCCAAUGAUCCUCAAGAGAAUUGUGUGCCAGUUGAAGGAUGUAGCCGACUCAUCGAAAUUGCAGUCACUGUCCACGAAACCAAUCAUUGGAAGGAUGGAAAUCGAAUCGGUCUGGGAUCAGGAUUCUUUGAGCGACAAGCAAGAAAAUUCAUCGACGCUGAAAAGAGAGGAGAAAAGGUCAAUGUCCGAAUCCCAAUGUUCAAAGGAUUAAUGGCAAAUCCUUUGGCGAGAGAAUUUGUUUCCGAUGGACCUAUGCUUUUGAUUGGAGCAGGUGUCGGAGUUGCACCCUUCCGAGGAUUUGUUCAACGUCGUCUCAAGAAUGCUAACUGCGCCAACAAAGUUUGGGUUCUUCAAGGAGUCAGAGAUUCUCUGCUGGAUGAAUUGUAUUCUGGUGAAUGGGGUGUUCAUGAAUCAGAAGUCAAGAAAGUUGUUCAGAGUCGAAGACCAGGUAGUAAGCAAAAGGGCAAAUAUGUUCAAGAUGAAGUUAGACACCAAGGAGAUCUGGUCUGGUUUAUCAUCAAUGCUCUGGAUGGUCGAGUUUUUGUUUGUGGAAGCAGUAAAGGAAUGGGUGAAGGUGUUGAAGAAGCUCUUGUAGAUGUUGCCAUGGAAAAGGGCAACUUGGAUAGGGAAGAAGCAAAGAAUUUCUGGAAGUUGAAGAAUGAAGCCGGGCAAUAUAUCGCCGAGACUUGGUGA